ACACUUUCUACCUUCUCCAACAUGCUCAGCAGGAUGUUCUUCGUGUGCCUGUCUCUCAGUCUGUACGGUGCAGGCUGCUCGCUGAGCUGCAGAUGGCUGGAUGGUAAAUUCAAAGAGCACAGUGACAGCUCUUUGGUUUUGCUGGACGCGAUGGCGAAUAACUCCACUAACACCACUGAUGCUUCUGCAGUGGAAGACACUGUGGGCUUCCCUAAUGAGCUGUACAGCCAGGCGUCCGAAGCAGCAACUGAGUAUAAGCUUGCUUUCACAGUUCAGAUUCUAGAGGAGGUGGCUGCCCUGUUUGAGGAGGACCACAGCUUGGCAUCAUGGGAGCAGAGAACAGCGGACGACUUUGUCAAUGUUGUAGCCAAGCAGGCUGGCGGCCUUCGCUCCUGUAUUGGGAGCCACGGCCACAAGAACAAGAAGCUGCACCGGUAUUUCACCAGACUCUCACGCCACCUCCUAAAGAAAAUGGGGCACAGUGCUGCAGCCUGGGAGAUGAUCAGGAAGGAAAUCCAAGAACAUUUGAAUAGAGUGGCCCUGCUGUUUUCACCUUUACUCAGCACCAACAGAACUCUGUGA
Molecule: messenger RNA, 582 nt
Organism: Chelmon rostratus (copperband butterflyfish)
Lineage: Eukaryota; Metazoa; Chordata; Actinopteri; Chaetodontiformes; Chaetodontidae
Gene: ifnphi4
Product: interferon phi 4
Exons: 5
Coding region: 22-582 (186 amino acids)
Biological process (GO): response to exogenous dsRNA; defense response
Cellular component (GO): extracellular region
Molecular function (GO): cytokine receptor binding
Source: RefSeq, a predicted model, not a curated record